GCCAUCUCAGAUGGCUGGCCUUGGCGAGAUGGCACAUCACGUGACUCCGAGCCCCGCAAUGAUCCAUUACCUUUUGACGUGGACGUCCCUAGGCUUUCGGCCGUCUCGUUAUUUGUUAAGGAGAGAAUCCUUCUUGUUACUUGUAAUAUAAGGUUAGUCGUGGUCGCGAUAGAUGGCUAA
This is a messenger RNA of Bipolaris maydis ATCC 48331, 180 nucleotides long. Lineage: Eukaryota; Fungi; Ascomycota; Dothideomycetes; Pleosporales; Pleosporaceae. The record is from RefSeq and is a predicted model, not a curated record.